Pyricularia oryzae 70-15 is the source of this 3254-nucleotide messenger RNA. RefSeq names its product flap structure-specific endonuclease. The transcript is spliced from 2 exons. Gene Ontology annotation, molecular function: 5'-flap endonuclease activity; crossover junction DNA endonuclease activity. Lineage: Eukaryota; Fungi; Ascomycota; Sordariomycetes; Magnaporthales; Pyriculariaceae. The record is from RefSeq and is a predicted model, not a curated record. Bases 336 to 3134 code for a protein of 932 amino acids.
GUAAACAUUCACAUCGCAUCACCUUUUACAUCAACCAAAAAUGAAAAGACCAGACGCCGACAGACAAUGUAAAUGUCACCAAUGCUAUAUUCAAUGACCAGCCUAUUGUAGGCAGAAGCUCAUCAGCUGGGAGCAAAAGAAAAAAGAAAAAGAAAACAUGCCUUGCUGAAGCUUGGCUUUAACCUACUUGCUCCUAUAUCUUGGGCUCAUUUGCUCGCUGCUAGUCCCAUUGUGCUCCCUAGCUCCAUUACCUGCUACCUAUAUUUCUGGGUACCUAUUAAGGAACCUUACGCAUUUUGCCUGUCUAGCACAAGAUUCAAACUCGAGUUCAAACCAUGGGCAUCAAAGGCAUCUACCCAGAGAUCGGCCCUGGCGAGCGCAUCUCGCUCUGCAAGCUGGCCGUCCAGACCCUCGAAGAGAAGCGCCGCCCGCUGCGUAUCGCCAUCGAUAUCUCAAUAUGGCAGUUCCAGAUCCAGGCGGCCCGAGGCGGCGCCAACGCACCCACCCGCACGCUCUUCUAUCGGCUCGCCCGCCUACUUGGCCACUCGAUCCAGCCCAUCUUCGUCUUCGACGGCCCCAACAAGCCAGCCUUCAAGCGCAACCGCCGAUCUACCACCCGAGGCGGCGCAACCGGUGAUGUUGUAUCCAACGCCAUGGCCAAACGCAUGAUCCGCCUCUUCGGCUUCCAGUUCCACGAGGCCCCCGGCGAGGCAGAGGCCGAGUGCGCCCUUCUGCAGCGACGUGGAAUCGUUGACGCCGUACUGAGUGAGGACGUCGACACUAUAAUGUUUGGCUGCACUCGCACCCUCCGCAACUGGUCCUCCGAGGGUGUCAGGGGAUCCAAGGAGCCGACGCACGUAUCCAUGUACGACUCGGCAGCCAUCAAGGCACAACAUUCUGGCCUGGACAGGGAGGGCAUGGUUCUUGUUGCUCUGAUGAGUGGAGGAGAUUACAUCCCUCAAGGGGUCCCCGGGUGUGGCGUCAAAGUCGCCUGCGAAGCCGCUCGGGGCGGUUUUGGCCAUUCACUCUGUCGGAUUAAGAAGUCUGACAGCAGUGCGCUGGCUGAGUGGAAGGAGAAGCUACUGGCUGAGCUACGGGAUAACAAAAGCGGCUUCUUCAGGGUUCGCCACAGGGCAUUGGUUAUACCUGAUGACUUCCCGAGCAUCGAGGUAUUGAGAUACUACACCCAUCCAGUUGUAUCUCAAGACGAGACCUUGGAACACCUGGAGAAUUCCUUCCCCUCAAACAACAGUCUCGAUGUGCAAGGCCUACGACAAUUUGUUGCAGAGACCUUUGACUGGACUGGCAAGCUGGGUGCUAUCAAAUUCAUUAGGGUGCUUGCACCUAACCUUCUUGUGCAAAAACUCCUACAAACACCAUCAGCCGAGGAAACCGACAAGGAACACCUCGUAAAGGACAUAUCCAAGAGUCGUACCCACUUCACUACAGAUGGAACUAAGGAGGUUCGAGUAUCCUUUAUACCCACUAGCAUCGUUGAUAUCGACCUCGACAAGGAACCAGAAGAGAGCCUCGAAGCAUUCGGCCGCAGUGGAUUGGCUCUGAACAGUGACGAUGAUCUAGAGGAACUCGCGUUGGGCGGCAAUGCGGAGUCAGGGGCUGCAAAGUCAGGUCCCAAGAAGGUUUUCGACCCAACCCAACCAUGUUCGGAAUGGAUCCCGGAACUCAUUAUCCAGUUCGGAGCUCCGAAAGCCCUGAAGGACUGGCAUACAAGACUGGAAGCCAAGUCUGCGACGGCGCAAAAGGUGUCAAAUACCACGAGAACACGAAAAGCCAAGACCGCGACUAUUCAGCCAGGUGGCUUGGAUAAGUUUCUGACAGUCACCAAGAAGCCCUCUAGCAUUACAAAAACUGGCGUCACUUCUGAAUCACAAGCAAACUCUGGCCUCUCCGCGAUCAAGUUAGGCUCCGGAACGCAGAACCUCACAGCCACCAAGAUAAUUCAUACGGCCAGCGGCCAGUCGGCAGCUUCGGCGCGGAACAGCAGUAAGCAAAGCAAUACCACCAAUACCAAGAAACCAAAGGCCAAGUCGAGCACCACUCGUCAGGACCCUCCGCUGCCCUCCUCGCGCAAAGCUGCUGCGUCGAAACCCGCAUCCGCUACAACCAACCCGUGGACAAUAGCCAGCUCACAGCCCAAUCGUAGCAGGAACAGGCCCUUCCAUCGCACCAAUACAUAUCCCAAUGCUAGCCAUAUUUCCUCGCCCACGCCAUCCACCCCAGGCCCCGCACCUGAUGAGCAGCCGGUCUUUAUCUCAUCUAGUCCGCCCGUUGCUAGUCCGGAUCCUGAGGCGUCGCUGAACAACAAGAUAUGGUCGCCCGUGAAUGAUAAGAAGCACCCGCGUAGGUCGCCCGUGCCCGAGGACUCAUAUGAGCUUGAUCCCUUCUCCUCGGACUCUUCGCCGUGCGCGCCUAGCCCUUGUAAGCAGAGGUCGCCAACUGCAAAGCUGAGCCGGACGGAAUCGAGUGACAAGCAACGCCAGGUCACCCCGCCCACAACUGCCAGAGGCGCGGGGACGAGCGAUCCAGUCGCAUGGUCCAAGAGACUGGCAUCGGUUCUCGGCUACGCGGGAGAACCACGUUUGGAAUCGAGACCAACAGGUCUCCCGGCACAACAGGCCAGUGGGGGGUUUUCCGAUGGCGAGAGCGAGCUCGAGCCCAACCGACCGAAAUUCAUAAGCCCAUACUCGAUUGUGGAUCUCUCAGACAAUGAGGAUGAUGGGCAGCACACCAGCCGAUCCAGGCCCAUUUCGACGGCAAGCCUCAAGCACUCUCUUGACGAUAGAGAGUCAUCCAACCGUAGCACAGGUAUUCGACCAAGACUGCCUAUAGGAUCAUCCGUGGGAUCCCCCGAGCGCAUGUCAGGAUCCGCGCAAAAUUUCGAAGACGGAUUUCUGGAGGCAAUCCCCAAAAUCACCACGGCCGCCAACCCCAACACGACUAAAUUGUACAUACCGAGAAAGAGUGCCAUCGGGUUCAUAAGGGAGGUCGAGGUCUCAAAAGAGGAAGCUGACCGCCUUAUGAGGGAGCAGAGCGGAAGAGACGGCGGUGGGAGGAGUCGAAUGUUUCGCCGGAGCGAUAUAGCUUUCGUGGAUUUGACUGGAUCCUCGCCUUGACGAGCCCGGAUCGUCGUGUUUUCUUUUCUCCCGUAGUUUGGGGGACAUGUUCAUAUUAUAUACGCAUAGAUAUGACGAUUAUGACAGCAAUGAUAAUGACAACCAAAAGCAUGGGGACCA